AUGAACUUUGAGUUCACAGACAAAACGCAACAAUCUAUCGCGGCUGCCAUCCAGCUCGCAAAGGACUAUUCUAAUGCGCAACUCCACCCCGCCCAUAUCGCUGCGGCUCUCCUGAACGAGGGUGCAGGAGAUGAUGUACCAGGUGGUCUGUCAAGCAACGGUGGAAACUCGCUAUUCUCUUCUGUUAUACAGAAGGCUGGCGGUGAUCCAGUCAUUGUAAAGCGUGCACUCCAGAAGAGCAUCGUCAGAUUGCCCUCGCAAUCUCCACCUCCAGAGGAGGCCUCCAUGAGCGCUGGCGCGCUGAAGGUUUUGCGCGAGGCCCAGUCGCUCCAGAAGACUAUGCAUGAUUCCUACAUCGCACAGGACCAUCUACUUCUCGCACUUCUGAAAGACCCAUCGAUAUCCUCUAUUGUCAAGGAGGCCGGUCUCACCGAGGCUGCCUUGAAGACAGUCAUCGAGCAGACAAGAGGAAACCGUCGCGUCGAAAGCAAGAACGCAGAAGCAGGUUUCGACGCUUUGCAGAAGUAUGCGGUUGACUUGACUGCUCUUGCCGAAGAAGGCAAGAUCGACCCCGUCAUUGGUAGAGAUAAUGAGAUCCGGAGAGUCAUUCGUAUUCUUUGUAGAAGAACAAAGAACAAUCCUGUACUGAUUGGCGAACCUGGGGUUGGCAAGACAUCGAUCGCAGAGGGUCUUGCUCAACGCAUCGUCAACCGUGACGUGCCAGCCAGCCUCAUCGGACGCUUGUUUUCGCUUGACAUGGGUGCGUUAAUGGCUGGUGCGAAGUACAAAGGCGAAUACGAAGAACGCAUCAAGUCAGUUUUGAACGAAGUGGAGAAAUCAUCUGAGGAUGGCACAUCAAUUAUUUUAUUCGUCGAUGAGCUUCACCUCAUCAUGGCCGGUCGAGGUGCCGAAGGCGGUGGCAUGGACGCGGGCAACCUCUUCAAGCCGCUUCUGGCUAGAGGCAAGCUGCGUUGUAUUGGUGCGACAACUCUUAGCGAGUAUCGGAAAUAUAUCGAGACAGACGCUGCUCUGGAACGAAGAUUCGCGCAAGUUUUGGUGAACGAACCCAGUGUUCCUGAGACGAUCAGCAUUCUUAGAGGUAUUCGAGAGAAAUAUGAGGUCCAUCAUGGCGUUCGAAUUUUGGACGGUGCCCUGAUCUCUGCUGCAACCCUGGCCCAUCGCUAUUUGACUUCGAGACGUCUUCCUGAUUCCGCCAUUGAUCUUGUGGAUGAAGCUUGUGCAAGUGUCCGUGUCACUCGAGAGACCUCACCCGAGGCAAUUGACAAACUUCAGCGUCGUAAGCUCGAACUGGAGGUCGAAAUUCAUGCCUUGGAACGUGAGAAGGACCAGGCCAGUCAGGAGCGUCUAAGUGUUGCUCGCAAAGCUAUUGCAGAUGUUGACGACCAAUUAAAACCACUUCGGGCCGCCUACGAGCUUGAAAAGCGUAAAGGCGACGAAAUCAACGAAGUGCGGAGAAAGAUCGAUGAACUUCGCGCUAAGGCGGAUGAAGCGGAGAGAAGAUAUGACCUUGCAACCGCAUCUGACCUUCGCUAUUAUGCGCUCCCAGACCUCCAGAAUCGCUUGGAGACCCUGCAAGCCAAAAAGGUCGAAGAGGAUGACAAAAUUGGUGGAGGUACAGACACCGUCACUCCUGAACAGAUAGCAGAGAUUGUUGGACGGUGGACGGCUAUUCCAGUCACACGCUUGAUGUCAACCGAAAAGGAGAAACUCCUCCGCAUGGAACGUAUCCUCACCGACAGCGUCGUCGGUCAGCCGGAGGCUGUGAAAGCUGUCGCCAACGCUAUCAGGCUCUCGAGGAGUGGCUUGGCCGACGCUCAGCGGCCCAUUGCCAGUUUCUUGAUGGCCGGUCCUUCUGGCACAGGAAAAACAUUGCUUAGCAAGACACUCGCCACUCUUCUCUUUGAUUCCCCUGAUGCCAUGAUUCGUAUCGAUGGUUCCGAAUAUUCUGAGAAACAUUCUAUCGCACGUCUUAUUGGCGCCCCACCCGGCUAUGUCGGUCAUGACACCGGAGGACAACUCACCGAAUACGUUCGGCGCAAACCCUAUUGCAUUAUCCUGAUCGACGAGAUUGAGAAAGCUUCGCGAGAAUUCGUCCUCCUCUUCCUUCAGGUUCUCGACGAUGGCCGACUCACUGAUGGACAGGGUCGCGUUGUUGACUUCCGAAACACUGUUAUCAUCAUGACGUCGAAUCUAGGUGCUGCAUACUUGAACGACGUGGGCCAAGGUGCAGUAACUCCGCAGACCAGGCAGCUAGUGAUGGGAGCCAUUGUGGGCCAUUUCCCACCUGAGUUCAUUAAUCGUAUAGAUGAGAUCAUCAUCUUCCGCGUGCUUUCCAGAAGCAAUAUGCUCAAGAUCGUGGACUUGAGACUCAAGGAGGUCCAAGACCGCUUAGUCGAGAGGAAGAUGGUACUUGACAUCGACGGCGAGUCGAAACAAUACCUAGUGUCCAUCGGGUACUCGACAACAUACGGAGCAAGGCCAUUGAACCGCGCUAUCCAGAGCGAGCUUCUGAAUCCUUUGUCGGUGAUGUUGCUUUCUGACCGCAUUCGUGAUGGGGAGACUGUUAAGAUUCGGUUCGACGGCCCCCGCAAUAAACUUCUCGUAGUACCCAAUCAUGAAGGCAAGGCCGAUGUUGAUGGAAUGGACGAACAUUGGGAAGAUGAUGACAUUGAGAUAGAGGAGAUGGAUUAAUGGCUUCUUCAUUCAAGAACUAUAUGUAAAUGUGGGGCAUCUCGACAACUGUAUUAUCGUACCUUAACGUGUAGCAAAAUCCGUGUAGCAGAUUCUGAAUCAUAAUGUACAUCGACUUGAUUUGGGUUGGUCUUUGCGGUACCGUCACUUUCCUUUCUUGGUGGCCACAAUUUCUCGCUUUCGG
Messenger RNA from Suillus paluster, 2896 nucleotides. RefSeq names its product P-loop containing nucleoside triphosphate hydrolase protein. The coding region runs from base 1 to 2712 and encodes 903 amino acids. The record is from RefSeq and is a predicted model, not a curated record. Gene Ontology annotation, biological process: cellular response to heat. Gene Ontology annotation, molecular function: ATP binding; ATP hydrolysis activity. Gene Ontology annotation, cellular component: cytoplasm; cytosol. NCBI's taxonomy places the organism in Eukaryota, Fungi, Basidiomycota, Agaricomycetes, Boletales, Suillaceae. The transcript has 8 exons.